Octodon degus (degu) is the source of this 2873-nucleotide messenger RNA. RefSeq names its product mitogen-activated protein kinase 7 (gene Mapk7). Gene Ontology annotation, biological process: cell surface receptor signaling pathway; protein phosphorylation; intracellular signal transduction. The record is from RefSeq and is a predicted model, not a curated record. The transcript has 7 exons. Lineage: Eukaryota; Metazoa; Chordata; Mammalia; Rodentia; Octodontidae. Gene Ontology annotation, cellular component: nucleus; cytoplasm. The coding region runs from base 156 to 2573 and encodes 805 amino acids. Gene Ontology annotation, molecular function: ATP binding; MAP kinase activity.
GACUGGGCAGUAUGCCGCGCUGAGGUGGUGGCGCCGGCCCUUGACCAAGUCAGCGGGCGAGCCUUGAAGCCCUGCUCUGCUGAGGACAGGAGGCAGGCGAGCCCCGGGAUCGCCAGAGCGCUGAGGAGGCGUGGGGGCCGGCGCCAUUCGACACCAUGGCCGAGCCCUUAAAGGAGGAAGAUGGCGAAGAUGGCUCUGGGGAGCCUCCCGGGCCGGUAAAGGCAGAACCCACCCACACCGCUGCCUCUGUCGCUGCCAAGAACCUGGCCCUGCUCAAAGCCCGCUCCUUCGAUGUAACCUUUGAUGUAGGGGACGAGUACGAGAUCAUUGAGACCAUAGGCAAUGGGGCCUAUGGGGUGGUGUCCUCUGCGCGCCGCCGCCUCACGGGCCAGCAGGUGGCCAUCAAGAAGAUCCCAAAUGCUUUUGAUGUGGUGACCAAUGCAAAACGGACCCUCAGGGAGCUGAAGAUCCUCAAACACUUCAAACAUGACAAUAUCAUUGCCAUAAAGGAUAUCCUGAGACCCACUGUGCCCUAUGGAGAGUUCAAAUCUGUCUAUGUGGUCUUGGACCUGAUGGAGAGCGACCUGCACCAGAUCAUCCAUUCCUCACAGCCGCUCACACUGGAGCAUGUCCGUUACUUCCUGUAUCAGCUGCUGCGGGGCCUCAAAUACAUGCACUCAGCUCAGGUCAUCCACCGUGACCUCAAGCCCUCUAACCUUCUGGUGAAUGAGAACUGUGAGCUCAAGAUUGGUGACUUUGGUAUGGCCCGUGGCCUGUGUACCUCCCCUGCUGAGCACCAGUACUUCAUGACUGAGUAUGUGGCUACUCGCUGGUACCGUGCCCCAGAGCUUAUGCUCUCCCUGCAUGAGUACACACAGGCUAUUGACCUGUGGUCUGUGGGCUGCAUCUUUGGUGAAAUGCUGGCCCGGCGCCAGCUCUUCCCAGGCAAAAACUAUGUGCAUCAGUUACAGCUGAUCAUGAUGGUGCUGGGUACCCCAUCGCCAGCUGUGAUUCAGGCUGUGGGGGCUGAAAGAGUGCGGGCCUAUAUCCAGAGCCUGCCGCCACGCCAGCCUGUUCCCUGGGAGACAGUGUACCCAGGUGCUGACCGCCAGGCCCUCUCACUGCUGGGCCGCAUGCUGCGAUUUGAACCCAGUGCCCGCAUCUCGGCAGCUGCUGCCCUUCGUCAUCCUUUCCUGGCCAAGUAUCAUGACCCUGAUGAUGAGCCUGAUUGUGCUCCACCCUUUGACUUUGCCUUUGACCGUGAAGCCCUUACCCGAGAGCGCAUUAAGGAGGCCAUUGUGGCUGAGAUCGAGGACUUCCAUGCACGGCGUGAGGGCAUCCGCCAGCAGAUCCGCUUCCAGCCUUCCCUGCAGCCUGUGGCUAGUGAGCCUGGCUGUCCAGAUGUUGAGAUGCCCAGUCCCUGGGCUCCCAGUGGGGACUGUGCCAUGGAGUCACCCCCCCCAGUCCUCCCACCGUGUACAGGUCCUGCACCUGACACCAUCGAUCUGACUCUUCAGCCCCCUCCACCAGCUAGUGAGCCUGCCCCACCCAAGAGAGAGGGUGCCAUCUCAGACAAUACCAAGGCAGCUCUCAAAGCCACUCUACUCAAGUCCUUGCGGAGCCGACUCAGAGAUGGCCCCAGUGUACCCCUGGAGGCUCCUGAGCCUCGGAAACCCGUGACAGCCCAGGAGCGCCAGCGAGAGCGGGAAGAGAAGCGUCGGAGGCGACAAGAGCGAGCCAAGGAGCGGGAAAAGCGGCGACAAGAGCGGGAACGCAAGGAGCGGGGCACUGGGACCUCGGGGGCCCCCUCCACUGAUCCCCUGGCUGGACUGGUGCUUAGUGACAAUGACCGAAGCCUGCUGGAGCGCUGGACUCGAAUGGCCCGGCCCCCUGCCCCGCCUCCAGCCCCAGCCCCAGCAGCAUCUCCAGCCCAGUCCACCAGCCCCCCUGCUGCCCCUGUAGCCCAGCCCGCUGGUCCCCCGCCACAACUUGCAAGCUCCACUCCUACUCCUGCACCCCAGCCUGCUUGCUCACCCCCUGCUCCCCACCCUGCCGGCCCUCCUGGACCCAUCUCUGUCCCUGCAUCACUCCAGACUGCCACAUCCACUAACCUUUUGCAUCCCCCAUCGCUUGUGCCAGCCUCUGGGUUGCCUGGCCCCAGCACCAUAGUUCUGCCUUAUUUCCCAUCUGGUCCACUCCCUCCAGACCCUGGGGGCCCUCCUCAGCCUUCUACAUCAGAAUCACCUGAUGUCAACCUGGUGACCCAGCAGUUGUCUAAGUCACAGGUGGAAGACCCCCUGCCCCCUGUGUUCUCAGGCACACCAAAGGGCAGUGGGGCUGGCUACGGUGUUGGCUUUGACCUGGAGGAAUUUCUAAACCAGUCUUUUGACAUGGGUGUGGCUGACGGGCCGCAGGAUGGCCAGGCAGACUCGGCCUCACUCUCAGCCUCCCUACUUGCCGACUGGCUUGAAGGCCAUGGCAUGAACCCCGCCGACAUUGAGUCUCUGCAGCGUGAGAUCCAGCUGGAUUCCCCGAUGCUGCUGUCUGACCUGCCUGACCUCCAAGAGCCCUGAGGACCACAGCCGGUGCCUUGCUGCCAGGGCAGACACAGCCCCAAGACCCAUGGGAGCAUUCCUGGGUUCUGGCCCCUGGGCCCGUCAGGUGAGGCUCAGCUUGGACUAUUCUGCAGGUUCAUCUCAGACCCACCCUUCAGCCUUAAGCAGCCAUCUGAGCCACUGCCGAGCCAUGUUGGGUUUGAGACCCUGACUCCCUCUGAACAAUCCUUUUCAGUAUUAUAUUUUUAUUAUUAUUGUAAUAUUAUUAUGCAGUCUUUUUGCCAUCAGAAUGAAGCCUGUGAAAUACAAGGUUCACUU